Protobothrops mucrosquamatus (brown spotted pit viper) is the source of this 936-nucleotide messenger RNA. RefSeq names its product olfactory receptor 1020-like. Bases 1 to 936 code for a protein of 311 amino acids. The record is from RefSeq and is a predicted model, not a curated record. Gene Ontology annotation, cellular component: membrane. Lineage: Eukaryota; Metazoa; Chordata; Lepidosauria; Squamata; Viperidae. Gene Ontology annotation, molecular function: odorant binding; G protein-coupled receptor activity; olfactory receptor activity. The transcript has 3 exons. Gene Ontology annotation, biological process: G protein-coupled receptor signaling pathway; sensory perception of smell.
AUGUGGAAUCACACACGGGUCUCCAACUUCAUUCUCCUGGGCAUCACAGAUCAAAAGGAGCUACAAUUGCCUCUCUUUGUGUUGUUUCUACUGAUAUAUAUUAUUACCCUGAUGGGGAAUCUAGGAAUGAUCUUGUUAAUCAAGACAGAUUCUCGACUCCAUAUUCCCAUGUAUUUUUUUCUCAGUAAUUUGGCAUUUGUAGAUGUCAACUAUUCUUCAAGCAUUACACCCAAUAUGUUGGUGUCUCUCUUAACAGAAAGGAAAAAUAUUGGAUUCUUUGCAUGCGCCACUCAAAUGUUUGUGUUUGUUAUAUGUGGAAGCACUGAAUGUCUCCUGCUGGCUGUGAUGGCCUUUGAUCGGUAUGUGGCCAUCUGUAACCCACUGAAUUAUUCAGCCAUCAUGUCAGGAAAAUGGUGUUUCUGGCUAGUAGCUGUUUCUUAUGUUCUAAGCAUUUGUUAUUCAGUUUUAUAUAUUGUGUGUGUCUUUAGUCUACCCUUUUGUGGAUCAAAUGUGAUCAAUCAUUUUUACUGUGAUAUUCCUCCGCUGCUAAAACUUUCAUGCUCUGAUACUCGCAUUAAUCAGAUAGUAAUAUUUGUACAAGUAAGUAUAAAUUGCAUAAGUACUACAGUGGUUAUUCUGAUUUCAUAUGCCUGUAUUCUGUCUACCAUUCUGAAGAUCCGCUCCACUACGAGCAAAUCCAAAGCUUUUUCUACCUGUUCUUCUCACCUGAUUGUUGUCAGCUUAUUCUACGGGACAAUCUUUUUUAUGUAUUUACGGCCCAGUUCUACAUAUGCACUAGAGGAAGACAAAGUGGCAUCUUUGUUUUAUACAGUGGUGAUUCCCAUGUUGAACCCUCUCAUCUACAGUCUGAGGAACAAAGAUAUGAAGGAGGCAUUUCAGAAAAUUUUGGAAAGAAAUUCAGUGGUGAAAAAGUAA